Messenger RNA from Dromiciops gliroides (monito del monte), 4143 nucleotides. It is a transcript of the gene CMIP, whose product is annotated as c-Maf inducing protein. Gene Ontology annotation, cellular component: cytosol; nucleoplasm. The transcript is spliced from 22 exons. Lineage: Eukaryota; Metazoa; Chordata; Mammalia; Microbiotheria; Microbiotheriidae. The record is from RefSeq and is a predicted model, not a curated record. Bases 729 to 3062 code for a protein of 777 amino acids.
ACACACACACACACACACACACACACACACACACACACACACGCACGCACACACUCACUGUACGUUCACACUGUACACACACCCGCACUGUACACACGCGCACACACGCUGUGCACACAGGCAAGCGCGGAGCCGGGAGAGCGGAGGAGAGGAGGGGGGAAAAAGCCUCCCCCCCACCCCACUACCCCAGGCUGUGGGGCGGGCGGCACAAAGAGAGGAGCAGCUUCCUCGCUCGCUCGCUCGCUCGCUCGGUUCCCCCUCCUCUCCCUCUCGUCCACCUUUGUCAGCGCGGCGGCUCUUCCUCCUUCCCCCGCCUCCGCCAGGCUCGGCACUGGGCACCGCCGCGGAGGACAUGCCUUUCGCCGGCUAGGCUAGCCCGGGGAGGAAGGCUCCCGGGAUCCCGGCAGGCAGUCGGACGGGCGAGCCGGGAGGUAGCGGCGCGGAACCGAGAGGGACCGCCGCCGCUGCCGCUGCCGCUCGUGCUCCGCGGGCGCCCCGCGGCCAGCCGGGCUUGCGCCUCCCGCUCCGGCUCCCGCUCCUGCCCCCUCCCCCCCGGGGGGUUCUUUGGAUUUCCCCCCUCCCCCCGCCCACCUCACCCGGGAGUGGGGGGUGGGGGGGCGGGGGCUGCCGUGACACGGACGGUCCUCGGGGCUCCCUCCGUCCCUCCCUCCUCCUCCCCCGGGAGGUGGUGGUGAGGAGGAGGAGGAGGAGGACCGGGAGGACCAGCUAUGGAUCUGACCAGCAGCUCCGGCGGGGCGGGCGAUCCCCGGCAGAUCGAGGAGACCAAGCCGCUGCUGAGUGGCGAGAUGUCCUCGGUGGAGGGCGGUAAGCUGGGCGCCGUGCCCUGUCGGAGGGCCCUGCUGCUCUGCAACGGGAUGAGGUACAAACUGCUCCAGGAAGGGGACAUUCAGGUGUGUGUCAUCCGGCACCCCAGGACAUUCCUCAGCAAGAUCCUCACCUCCAAAUUUCUGAGGCGGUGGGAGCCUCACCACUUGACCCUGGCGGAUAACAGCCUGGCAUCGGCAACGCCCACUGGGUACAUGGAAAACUCUGUUUCCUACAGUGCUAUUGAAGAUGUUCAGCUGCUGUCCUGGGAGAAUGCCCCUAAGUACUGUUUACAGCUCACAAUUCCUGGGGGCACAGUCUUACUGCAGGCUGCAAACAGCUAUCUGAGAGACCAGUGGUUUCACUCUUUGCAGUGGAAGAAAAAGAUUUACAAGUACAAGAAAGUCCUGAGCAAUCCAAGCCGCUGGGAAGUUGUCUUGAAGGAGAUCCGGACUCUGGUAGACAUGGCCCUGACAUCUCCACUGCAGGAUGAUUCCAUCCACCAGGCUCCACUAGAGAUAGUUUCCAAACUGCUCUCUGAGAAUACCAACUUGACCACUCAAGAGCAUGAAAACAUUAUUGUGGCAAUUGCUCCUCUGCUGGAAAACAAUCACCCCCCACCCGACCUCUGUGAAUUUUUCUGCAAGCACUGCAGAGAACGUCCUCGGUCCAUGGUGGUCAUAGAAGUAUUCACACCAGUGGUACAGAGAAUCCUCAAACACAACAUGGAUUUUGGGAAGUGCCCACGGCUGAGGCUCUUUACUCAGGAGUAUAUCCUUGCCUUGAAUGAGCUGAAUGCUGGUAUGGAAGUGGUAAAAAAGUUUAUUCACAGCAUGCAUGGCCCCACAGGGCAGUGCCCCCACCCCCGGGUCCUACCCAACCUAGUUGCAGUCUGCCUUGCUGCCAUCUAUUCCUGCUACGAAGAGUUCAUCAACAGCCGAGACAAUUCUCCAAGCCUGAAAGAAAUCCGCAAUGGCUGUCAGCAGCAAUGUGACCGGAAACCCAACUUACCACUGCGCCUUCUCCACACAAGCCCUGACCUCGUCUGUCAGGAGGCGACAUUGUCCGAAUCCCGCCUCAAGUCGGUCAUUGUCACUUCCAGUGAGAUCCACGUGGAGGUAGAGCGUAACAACACUGCCAACCAGAAGAUGACGGCCAGUGCUGGCAAUGACAGUGAGCCCAACCUCAUCGACUGCCUCAUGGUCAGCCCCACCUGCAGCACCAUGAGCAUCGAACUGAGCACCCAGGCUGACCGUAUCCUGGGCUGCUAUGUGGAAAUCCUCAAGAUACUGUCAGACUAUGAUGACUGGAGACCAGCUUUGGCCAGCUUGCUUCAACCUAUUCCAUUCCCCAAAGAAGCUCUUGCGCAUGAGAAAUUUACCAAGGAACUGAAGUAUGUGAUUCAGAGAUUUGCUGAAGACCCACGCCAAGAGGUCCACUCCUGUUUGCUGAGUGUGCGGACAGGCAAAGAUGGCUGGUUUCAGCUCUAUAGUCCUGGAGGCGUGGCUUGUGACGACGAUGGAGAACUUUUUGCUAGCAUGGUGCAUAUACUCAUGGGAUCCUGUUAUAAGACGAAAAAGUUCCUACUUUCGCUGGCUGAGAACAAGCUGGGACCGUGCAUGCUCCUGGCCCUAAGGGGCAAUCAGACAAUGGUGGAGAUUCUGUGUCUGAUGCUGGAAUACAACAUCAUAGACAACAAUGACACCCAACUACAGAUCAUCUCUACCCUUGAAAGUACCGAUGUGGGGAAGAAAAUGUAUGAGCAACUCUGUGACAGGCAGAGGGAGCUGAAGGAGCUGCAAAGAAAAGGGGGGCCCACCAGGUUAACUCUGCCUUCCAAGUCCACAGAUGCAGACCUGGCUCGUUUAUUGAGCUCUGGCUCCUUUGGAAACCUGGAGAACCUCAGCUUGGCCUUCACCAACGUGACGAGUGCCUGUGCCGAGCACCUCAUCAAACUGCCUUCUCUCAAGCAGCUAAACCUGUGGUCCACUCAGUUUGGGGAUGCUGGUCUGCGGCUCCUUUCAGAACACCUCACCAUGUUGCAAGUGCUGAACCUGUGUGAGACGCCUGUCACCGAUGCCGGCCUGCUGGCCCUGAGCUCAAUGAAGAGCCUCUGCAGCUUAAAUAUGAAUAGCACCAAACUCUCAGCGGAUACCUACGAAGACCUGAAGGCCAAGCUGCCCAAUCUGAAAGAGGUUGAUGUCCGCUACACUGAAGCCUGGAAAAACCCUCCUUGAAUAAUUGCCUUUUCGUAAUGGAUCCUGUAUGCUAACGCUCUCUUGUCAGCCCGUCCGUCCAUCCGUCCGUCCGUCUGCUGCCGUGUUUAUGAUUUCAGAAUGUCUCAAACAUCCUCACUGACUGAAGCCUGAAGACAUUGGGAGCAGGGAGGGAGGGAGGGAGAGGAGGCCACCUACCUGAAGUCUUGUUCCUGAAAGAUCAGCCAUCUUUCCUUGCUCCUUUAUCAGGCUGGGGAUGUGCUAGCCAUUCCCUCACCCCCACUCCACCCCCUUUCCGGGUAGGAUAGUCCCCUGCCAAGAGAGAGCUAGAUUCAUGAUUUGCCUCCACCAUUCUCUGUUCUCGUCCAAGAUUUCAAGACUUCUAAGUCCUGCCACCAUUUUGUGUCGCUCGGCGUCCUCACUCACGCAUGCCUGCUUUUCUGCAUGGUCUCUUGGGAGAAGAGAAACCCUUUGCCACUGACCUAUAGCCAUCCCUUUCUGUAAAUGUGACCACUAGUCCUCCGAGCUCCUGGCCUCCCCACAAUUGCUAAGGGAAGAACCUUUCCUAGGUGAAUAAUGAGUUGGCUUUUUUCCCUCUGAGCCAUGACUGUAUAAAACAGCCCUGGGGAGGGGGAGGGGUUGCUUGGGGGUUCUCUUUUCUGUUUGUUUAGAACAAACACUCUCCCCUUGAGCAUCUCUAAAAUUUCCAUGUGGCCAAGGUAAUGUUUUUAUCUAUCUAAUUCAUCUGACUCAACGGGAGCCGCGCUUUUUGUCGUUUUAUACUUUGCUAGGUAGAUUUUAUUAUCCUGUGCUGUGCCCUCAUUUUUUUAAAAGAGAAAUUGGGUUAAGUCUUAAUUCAUCUUAUGUGCCAGGUUCUUUGUGUUUUCCUUUGCCCCUCAAGUCCUAUCCUGCACAAUUGGCAUCAGGUGCAGGAAGAUGAUUGGAAAAAAAAAAAAAAGAAGAAACAAUUGGCCACCUUUCUCCUUCCGUACUGUUGCUUUACCCGAUGGUUUCCUACUUACUCCUGUUCUGUAGCUGUGUACAAAGAGAUGUGAAAUACUUUCAGGCAAAAUAAACUGUAAGUGACUCGCUUUUAGCUGUG